This is a messenger RNA of Acanthoscelides obtectus, 5787 nucleotides long. Lineage: Eukaryota; Metazoa; Arthropoda; Insecta; Coleoptera; Chrysomelidae. The record is from the annotation of a GenBank genome assembly.
GGCUGUACUUGCCGAUCAUCGUCUAUGAUCGCCUUCGACCCGUGAGUUGUCCGUUUUUCGAACACGUAUCAAAGGAGGACAAACUACUACGAACGCUCAUGUUGAUGCUUGCACGAUGAUCGUGCCUAUUAUGAACGAUACACGAUCAAUGAUCAUCGCCGAUAGUGAAGUUCAGGCGUACAUACAAUUCUAUGAAGUUUGUGCACUAUCUGGCACAUAAAUUACUCUAUUGAUUCUGUGUGUUAAUGUUCUGUGUCAAAAUCAAAUUUGUAGGUUAUGAACAUUUCUAAACAACUUUUGAUUUUGAAAUCAUCUCCGGAAUAAUGGAGGAAUCUAAAAUAUAUGAAGGCUUAAAGAAAUAUUUUCGCUUCGACAAAUUCAAAUCAGAACUUCAAAAACAAGCUGUGGUUGAAGUAUGCCAAAGGAAGCAUGACGUCCUCAUUUCAAUGCCUACAGGUUCUGGAAAAUCGCUUUGCUACCAGUUACCGGCUAUGUUACAUGAAAAAAUGAUUACAAUAGUUUUUUCGCCUUUAUUAGCUUUGAUUAAGGAUCAAAUUGACCAUUUAUUAGCUUUGAAAAUUAGAGCAGCAUCCUUGAAUUCAAAAAUAACUGUAUCACAAAGAGAAGCAUUAAUUGCAGACUUGAAAUCAACCUCACCUAAUACAAAAAUAUUAUAUGUUACUCCUGAACAGGCUGCUACACAAACCUUUAAGGCAUUGUAUACAAAUCUCUAUAACUUUGACAAAAUUGCAUUUUUGGUUGUUGAUGAAGCUCACUGUGUCAGUGAGUGGGGCCAUGAUUUCAGACCUCACUAUUUGAGACUAGGGGAACUCAGAAUUGGAGUGAAAGUUCCAUGUAUAGCAUUAACAGCAACCGCAAAUGUAGAGGUAACAAACGAUAUAAUCAGUAGCCUGAAGCUAGCAGAAGAUCGUAAACUUUUUAAAACUUCCUGCUUCAGAAGCAACUUAUACUAUGAUGUUUUUUAUCCGAACCUUUUAGAAGAUCCAUUCAGACACUUAAGGGAUUUUAUAAACGAAUGUCUAAAUGUUAAAAACGAGACAGAUCUGCUGAAAAAGAAUAAAUCUUGUGGCAUUAUAUACUGCAGGACAAGGGAGCAAACUGAAAUGCUCAUGGAAAGACUGAAUAAAUUAGGAGUUAAGGCUUUGUGUUAUCACGCAGGGUUGAAAAAUCACGAAAGGCAGGAUUUUCAGGAAAAAUGGCAAAAUGGUGAUGUACAAGUAAUUGUAGCUACAAUUAGCUUUGGAAUGGGUGUCGAUAAGGCUAGUGUUAGGUUUGUAGUUCACUGGGGUAGCCCUAAAGAUCCUGCAUCUUUCUAUCAAGAAACUGGAAGAGCUGGCAGAGACGGCAAACCAUCCAAGUGUAGAGUUUACUACAGUAGAUCUGAUAGCAAGGCAAUCGAAUUCCAUGUUACUCAAGAUUUGGGGAAGGCGGGUAGUAAAGAAGGGAAGAAAAAGAGGGCAGAAGUAGCAAUGAAAGGACUAAAGUUGAUCAUAGAAUACUGUGAAAACCCGAGUGAAUGUAGGCACAAGUUAUUUUCAAAUUAUUUUGGGGAACCUCCUCCCAAAUGUAAAAAGAACUGUGAUUUUUGUGAAAACAAGAAGAAAGUAAACGAGGCAGCCGAAUUGUUUCUUACAAAAAGCAUUCAGUAUAACUCGAAAGCAACGUCUUAUUCUGACAUGGAUUAUCAAGAUAUGUAUGGUGGUGGAAGAAGAGGAGCCAAAAUGGACGAAAAUGAGUAUAAAAACCAAGAUAGUGACGAUGACGAAGACAAUGGUUUUGAAAGAGAACAAGCAGCUAGGAAAGCCUCAAAUGAAUUCAUACGGAAGCAGUUUGAAUUAAGAAAGAAUCAAAAAGAGGUUUCCCACAAAACCAUCGACUCUCUGAUUGCCCAACAUGCUCGUGUGAGAGCAGCCGCGUCCAGUUCGAGCAAAGUAAAAGGACUGCUUUUAGCGACCAGAGAACAAUAUGUGACAAAACUCACUGAGGUGCUUCACGAAAACUACACGAAAUGCCAAGAGGAACAGACCUUCGAUAGGCAGGAUAUCGAAGAUUGCGCCGUGGAUAUUGAGUAUGAGAUAUUUUCUGCCAAUACCACUCAUAUUAUGUACAAGAGCUCAGUAGCGAGGAUGAUAUCAAACGUGAAAAAAUUUACCGCUGAUGGGAUAGUGCAUGAAAAACUGCUGCUUUUCGAACCAAAACCAUCAAGAAACGAAAGUUUGAGUGACUUAUUCAGGAACAUCACUAAAGAACAGCAGUUGAAGAAGCUAGAAAGUAAAAAGCAGGAAGAAAUUGAAAACGAGACAUCAUUUAGAACUGCUAGAGAUGUUUAUGAUGAGCAAAAAGGUCGGACAGGGCUGAGUAUUGAUCAGAAAAGCAAUGCAGUUGAAGAAAUUAAGGUUAAGACAGAACCUGAGAAAGAUCUACAAGGCUGUGAAAUACACUUAGGCAGUAAAAGUGAAGUUAAAACAGAAUCUGUGAAGGUUGAAUUACCGAGCUUUAAGACUGCUAAGGUAUUUUAUGAUGAACAAAAGGUAGAUUACAAAACAAGUCAGAAAAGGAUUAGUCAUUUUUUUAAGAAAACUGGUGAAGCAUAUUUAGAAGCAAGUACUCUGACAAUGGCUAACACGUCAGGAAAGAAAGAUCUCAAAAGCCUGUUCGGAGAUGAUUCGGAUGAGGAGACUCUUGAAAAUAGUGCCGAUGAAGGAAAGAAAGAGGUAAAAGAGACUACAAACAACUCUAAUCACAAACAUAAGGAUGAUGAUGAUAGAUAUACACCAGAUAUUCCGACUGAAGAUACUGAUAACAUAAAGAGUGAUGAUGAUUAUGAAGCUUCCAGUGAGUAUAAAAAGAAAACAGGUGCUGAAGAUGCCUUAGAAAGUCGAACAAGUCCAAAUGGAGAAAAGUACCCCAAAAAUUAUAAUGAUAGAGAUAAGCCAGCAAGUGAUACUGAUGAUGUUAUGGAACAUAAAAAUGGUUCAGACUCAGCUACAAGUAGGUCACAUGAUAGGCAUCACAGAAAACACAGAGAUGAUAAAUACAGGUCUGAUAAGGACUCUGAAAGUUCAUCAGAUCAUAAAAAUAACCAUAAAGAUGGAGAAACUUCUGGUGGCAGAUGUCAUGACAGACACCACAGUAGGCAUAAAGAAGAUAGGAAUAGAUCAGACACAGCAGAACACAAAAACAACUCAAAAGAGGAUGACAGCUCUGGCGACAGGACACGUUACAAUAGACAUAAAGAUAGAUGGGACAGAGAGGAUCUAUUUGACAGCAGUACGAUGGAGUAUAGACUGAGUUCAAGGGAAGAGGACCCAACGCAUGAGACCUUUGGUGGGAGGUCACACCAUCACCACCAUCAUCAUAGUAGUCGGCAUAAAGAGGAGAGGGAGAGGCGUGAUAGGGAGAGAGACAGAGAUGGAAAGAGGAGGCGGAAGAGUGAUGAGUGGAAUUUAGAUAAAAAGAAAAAACUUGAAGAGGAGUCUAAGAACCAACAGGAUCAAAUGGAGAGGGAUCAGGGUGUCCCAGAGGUAGACGUCACGCCGGAAACGAGGGAUAUUCCAAGUCAUAAUAAUUAUUCACAAGCAGUCAAAGAAGACCCGAAUACUUCGGUGGUAGAAGAGUAUGACCCUGAACAAGCAAUCAUGGAUGACCAGAUGUCAGAACCAACCGACGAUUCAACGGCUCCUGAGGAGCUGGAGGUGCCACAGUUCCUACAGAAAAACGAACCAUCAAGGAGCGAGGACCUGAGGCAGGCGCCUCCGAAACUCGGCAGCCUCGAGAAACAAAAUGGAGAGAGCAGCGGAAAAGGCAGCGUCAGCCAAAGCGCUGUUGUAGGCAAGAAGCAUAAGCUGAAGAAGACUGAAGUCGGAGGGCUGGUGGUAGAACUGUUGUCCCCGGCGUAUGCGGAGAGGAGGUUUGAGUCCAGGGAUACGUUUAAGACCAUGGCGAGGACCAUCUCUCACGCGCUUGCAGAUAAAGAUGAAAAGGAAAUCAAGGAAUACGUGGAGAAUUUCCUGAAGAAAAAUGACGAGAUCACUUCCCAAACCAAGUUAUAACCGAAGAUGACUCUCGUUACGAUGAUAGCCCAUAUUUAGUUUUAAGCAAAAACAAAUAUAAAUAUAUGAUUCUUGAGAAACGCACUCUGGAAGUGCGUGCUGGGAUAUUUUAAUUAUUAAGAUUAGCUAGUAUUGCUCAAGAAAAAUAAUAAUUAUGCCGGACAAUGAUUUACACGUAGCUGAAAUAUCCGUUGAUUAUGUACAUACAUAUUUGUCAUUUUUCCCGCGUCCUUUAUUUUGUCUUGAUUCGUUUGGUUUGGAAAUGCUUAACUGUUUCCCGUAGGUUUGUUUGCUAAUUAAUAACAGUGGACGUAUUCAGAACACGACAAUGUUUGAUGUUGGCGGCUAUUUCAACCAAAUAACGUUAACUGACAAUAAGCGCUAUAAUUCCAUAAAUGAACCCAUCAACUUUUCUUUGUCAAACCUCAACUGUUAUUAUGAUCUUUUUCUAGAUCAAGGUUAUUUCUGCAUAAAAGAUAAUUAUUUAUAUUUUGUACCUGAACGCGAACAGGAGUUGUAUCCUAAAAACAGCUUUAUCAGCGCGGUCAUUUGAAGCUGGACAGGUGAAAUAUGUUUUCGAGCACUCAGAAAAUUGCAGUAAUUGUUUUAUUUUAUAGAUGAUAUAGGAAUAAAUGAGUGCUAUAAAAGGUCUGUGAAACAUUAUCAACAUAACUGGGUUUAAUUAGAAACAAACAUUGUAUUGGUAUAAUCGUGAAUAAUAGUGCAUCUAAACCUAGUUGUUUUAUUUAGAUAUAUACAGGGUGCCCAAGAUAAGGAUCCUAUGGAUGGGGAUCUCAAUACCUGUGGGAGAUACGCCUUAGGUUAAAUUAGAAAAAACUACGUUCUUUGGGGUGUAUUUACAUGCCGUUGAGAAACGUAAAAAUUUCAUGGCUCACUAAGGUAUUUGGGAAAACAAUUAACUAAAUCGUGUUUUUCUAAAUUUAUUUAAGGAAUAUCAAAAAACCAAUAGAACAUUAUCAGUUUUAAGGCUCUACAUCAUUAUGUGGAGCCUUAGUGGUGUUUUUAAAUUUUCUAUCCGACGUUUCGUUUCUGAGAAACCAUCGUCAACUUGAUUUUUUUAUAUGAUCUGAAAAAAGUACACGCUGUAUCUGAUGUAUUACAUGUUACAUUUGCUGAACACAACUGGAAGAAAAUGAAUACGACACCAAAACAAUAUGAUUCCAGCAGGAUGGUGCCACUGCACAUACAGCAAGCAUCUUUUGAGGCUUAACUAUGAUUCUAUGGAUACAAAGGCUUAAGGUUAUUUAAACUGUUGAAGGUCGUACUAGUAUUAUGACUUUAACAAUUUCGUUAUAGCGUUUGCUAGGACUUGAUUAAAGUAACCACUGAAAAAAAACUGUGGUACUUGAGUCAUCAAUCCAAAUUCAUGAAAAAAUGGAAUCAACCCCUGUCCGCUCUGAGGUACAGAUUUUGAGGUGUUAUUCUGUAUGAUAUUUGCUAUCAAUCGCAUAUUUGAAGUGUAUGAAAUUUGAAUACAAGAACAUGAUCAGUUUUUGAAUUGCUAGCUUCUAAACUUAAGGAAUUAAGCGAAAUUUACAACGAAAAUUAUUGUGAAAAUGAUAGGAUAUUGUAGCAUCCUAUAUAAUUUUUAAACCCGGAUUACAGACCUAUGGGACAUGCAUUAGAUGUAAUUUUUCAUGGAAAUGGUUUCCUACAUAUUGUUUUUUUACAGUAAAUAUAGAGAUCAAAUUUA